CCCCCCAUCAACACCACCUUCCUGGAGCGGCAUGGAAUUUUCCUCCAUCCAGGCUUGUGCGUGUGAUGAAUGUGUGGAUGCAUGAGAGUUCAGUUCCAGGAUUUCUGGAGGGCACCGAAAGGAAAGAAGGUAUCCAGAGCUUUCUCUGUAUACCUGCCUUCUAUGAGAUAUGUGAAAACUUUGUUGCCGUUUGUACCUAUUUAGGUGACAGUAAGAACAACAAAAAGACAUUUCCUCAAAAUUGAAACUGAAUAAGCUGAGGAUUACAAUGUCUCAAGAAUGACUUUCUGGACAUUGAAUAUCAAAAACUGAGACAGCUGCUAGACUUAACCUUAAAUAAGUGGCAUCCUUCAGCCUAUACCACUUUUGUGUUCCCAGGCUCAGUUUGUAAGCCACACUGAAGAUACAAAAUGCCUAAACGAAAAUGCGUCUUUACUGACAAACUGAAGCAGAAAUAUCCUCAUUUUCGUAAAGGUAGAGAUGACUAUGAAGCAGAAUGCUUGGUCUGCAAAGCUGGCACAUUUGUGUCAGUGGCACAUAAAGGUGCCAGUGACCUGGAGUAUCACAUGUCCUCUGAAAAGCACAAGAAAGCCCUCGGAGGAGACAGUUGGUCUGCAAAGCUGACUGAAUUUUUGGGGACUCCAGGCACGAAAGCCGAGGAUGCUCUUGCUGCAGCGGACAGCACGCUACCCUUGCACACCAUCCCAAGUUGCAACAGCUACAAAUCAGCAGGCCGCACCUCUGAGUUGUUCAGAAAAAUAUUUCCUGACGCAGAGAUAGUGCAAAAAUUUUCCAACACCCGGAGCAGGACAGAAGCUCUUGAGAACUCAGUCUUUGCCCAGCAUGCAGUGAGCAUUGACCUGGAAGAACACGGCAUCCCUUUCUGCGGGGUGGCCAUAGAUGACAGCAGCCAUAGGGCCGUGAAAAUGGUCCUGGUACUCAUCCAGUAUUACGACUACAGGAACGGCGGCUUGAAGACCAAACUCCUGGACCUUCAGGAAACGGCCACUGAGACGGAUGUUUCAGACUCUCUUGUCAAAGCUCUUAAGAAACACAGAUUGCUUCAGAAGUGCGUGGCGUUCGCGGGGGACAACUGCAACACCAUGUUUGGUGAACUUCGGCAAGACGAGGAGGCGAGGACUGUGUUUGCCCAGCUGAAGAAAUCCCUCCAGAGGGAGACGUUGAUCGGGGUGUACUGCCCUGCCCACAUUUUGCACAACUGCAUCCACCACGGAGCAGACGCCCUCGAGGUGGACGUUGAGAACAUCAUCCUAAAGAUCUACCAGUACUUUCACAUCUACGCGGUGCGGACGGAAUCCCUGCAAGAAUACUGCGAGUUUGUGGAGGUGGAGUACAAGCGGCUGCUCUCCCACAGCAAGACUCGGUGGCUGUCCUUGUUCCCCGGCAUCACAAAGUUGCUCCAGAUGCACUCGGCCCUGAAGUCCUUCUUCUUGGGCCAGAGCAACCCGCCCGCCGUGCUCAAGAGCUUCUUUGAGCACGAGUUCAGCGAGCUCUACCUUUGGCACAUGCACUCGCUGAUGAACGCCUUCCAUUUGCACAUUGAAGAGAUGGAGCGGGAAAAUAACUCCCUCGUGGAAGUGAUGAAGACGCUGGACUCUGUGCACACCAUCCUGCUGGACCGAAGAGCCCAGAACUUCAUGUCCCUGACGGUGAAGGGGAUGCUUGCAGACAAGCGUAAGGAGGGGCUGGAGGAAGGAUGCGACGCCUUCUCUGAUGCGGUGCGUCGCCUCUACAGUCAUUGCAUAGACUACCUGGAGAUGUGGAUGUCAUCUCUGCAAGAGUUUUCUUGCUUCGCGUGGAUGGCCCUGAGUGACACACCCAGCUGGAGUGACGUGGAAGCAUGUAUCACUUAUUUGAUUGAGAAAGGUGUAGAGAUUGAUGACAUCAGGUGUUUUGACCAGUUCAACAACCUGAAAAAAUUUGUGGAAGCUUCCAGCGACGAAGAAGAGUUCCAGCAUCUGCUUUCACAUCAAAAGUGGACUAAAUACUUCCUGAAGGCCAAAGCCAUUGAAUGCUAUUCAGAACUGUUAAAAAUUGCGCAGUUCUUCUUCGCAAUUCCCUCCCACAGUGUAAAUAUGGAAUGGAGCGCUUCUUUUCAUUGACACAACGGAAAGGAUAUGCUUGAAUGGCCUUUCAUUUAAUUUUAAAAAUAACCGUUGGAAACAUUUUUGUGCGUGCUUUGUUCUGAAGAGAAAUGCACGUGCACACCACAGGAAAUAACAGGAAAAGCUAUGUGUCUUUUGGGAUGUACCAUCUGUACACAGUAGAAUUUUAGGGCAGCGGCCCCCAUCCUUUUGGGCACUAGGAACUGGUUUUGUGGAGAAUGGUUUUACCGUGGAACGGUGGGGGCGUGAUUCCACAUGCAGCCUGCCACCUCAUGGAUGGGGCUUCACUUGUAUGCACAGACCAGUUUCUGGCAUGCCGCAGCCCAGUGUAGGUCCAGAGACCAGGGAUUGAGGAUCUCUGCUUUAGAGUAUCAUCUAUAAUUAGAAGUAUCAGUGAUGGUUGUUCUGUUUUUGUCAUUAGUUGUGGCCUUUAACCCCUCAUUACUGAUUCAGAAAUCUUUUCAUUGAACCAGGUUUGGGAUUGAUAGCAAAACUGAAGGGAAAACCCUUUUUCCAAGUUAUUUUUACUUUUGAAGGCAGUUUUGCGAUGUCAUGAAGUUGGCAGACUCACAGUGUAGCACAGAGCAAGAUGUCCUGCAAUCUAGGAUCUUCUACCUGAGCUCUGCUAUAAUGGUUUAAUAACAUCUGAAAAGCAGCACUCUUUUAGGAGUUGAGAUUUCAAUCCAUUUCCAAGCUUAAUAGCCAACCCUCUUUCACUGCUUAAUAGCUGGACUGAUGGAUAAAAAAGCCAUUUUUUAAAAGUUAUUUUACCAGUUAGUGCUUCUUUGAAAAAAAUACUUUGAAGGGGCUUUCAAGGCAAAAAAACCCUAAUAUUCCCCCCCUCUCUUUUUGCCCAUGGAGAAAUCUGGCAAAAGCAACAGCUACAUCUGGUUUAGAAAGUCAGCUUCUGGUUGAAGAGCUAAAUAAUGUGCCAGAAGUUAUAGAAGACUUCUCAUUCAAAGAACAUUUGAGCAACUAAGCUGAGAAGACAAAAUAGAGCAAUGGAUGAACCACCGGAUCUCUUUAGAAAUCCAUCAAACCCAGAGAGAAGAUUCCCAGUGCCGUAUGAUGGACCCUGCAUUAUUAAUGAAGAAUCUCUUUAAUAAAAUUCAAUUAUGGUACUCAACCAUAGUAUCAGGCCUGGGCUCAAGCAGUUCUGCGGUGCAGGAACAAUUUUGUUGCUUGGAAGCUAGCAGAGGUCAUUUAAACAGUAGUCAAAUCCUCAAAAUGAAUCAGACAAAUGGUAAGAAAUGCAACUUUCCAAAAAGGAAAAAAGUAGGCAUUGUUUUUUUUUUUAAAGUGGCCCUUUAUUCACCAAAUUAGUGUAAAUACAGGUAAUCCUCGACUUACGACAAUGAAGCCCAAAAUUUCUGUUGUUAAGCCAGACUUCAUUAAGUGAGUUUUGCCCCAUUUUACAACCUUUCUUACUACCGUUGUUAAGAGAAUCACUA
Messenger RNA from Notechis scutatus (mainland tiger snake), 3577 nucleotides. NCBI's taxonomy places the organism in Eukaryota, Metazoa, Chordata, Lepidosauria, Squamata, Elapidae. The record is from RefSeq and is a predicted model, not a curated record.